Molecule: messenger RNA, 1887 nt
Organism: Orbilia oligospora ATCC 24927
Lineage: Eukaryota; Fungi; Ascomycota; Orbiliomycetes; Orbiliales; Orbiliaceae
Exons: 2
Coding region: 1-1887 (628 amino acids)
Biological process (GO): ubiquitin-dependent protein catabolic process
Cellular component (GO): cytoplasm
Molecular function (GO): ubiquitin protein ligase activity
Source: RefSeq, a predicted model, not a curated record
AUGCCAUUCCCUCUCCUUAAGCUUCUCUUCCUCCUGGUCUCUCUCGCCGUCCUUUUACUCGUCCUCCUCUACGUCUCCCUAUCUGUGAAUUUUCCAUUAUCGGCGAGCCCUUCCUUCUUCCCGACUUCAGCAAUAAUAUCCCUGGCGGAGGAUAAUUCGACAUUUUUCUUAUCAAAACCAGCGGCUUUUGGACCACUACUGCCAAAGAAGGGGUUGACUGGAGAGUUGCUAGUCUUGCCGGACUCCGAGCUAGCGUGUGACGAUGCUUCUCGGGAUGGGUUUACAUGGCGAGACGAGAAAGAUAUUCUGAUUGGAAAGGAGAUUGAUGAAAAAACCGAUGAUCACAUUGGAGUCAAGCGUGUCAAGGUACAUGCUGACCUCGAGACGCUACAGGAGAGCGCUGAGAUCAGUGGCAAGAUAGUGCUGGUUGUUAGAGGAGGCUGUGGAUUUUACGAUAAAGUACUAUGGAGUCAGAGGAGAGGUGCAAUAGCUGUCAUUGUCGGGGAUAAUGAAGCUCAUCGGCCUCUGCUAACCAUGUACGCGAAAGGGGAUACAUCUAAUAUCUCUAUCCCCGCAAUAUUCACAUCAUAUACCACAGCUCACCUUCUUACAUCUCUAUUGCCAAAACAACCACCAAAAUUAUCAAGUAGCAGUUCGUAUCGACAAAGGCCUGUAUAUUCUCCAGUUUCCACACCCAAGCCAGAACGGGGAGGAUUGUCAUCCUACUUCAAUAGAUACAAGCCAGAAGAUCGAUCGUCUCGGGAUUACACACCAUACACUGUAGAGGAAACUGAAUCAAUAAUUGAAAGCCCAGAACUCGACGAUCCCGAGCAGAUAUACGAUGAAAUUACUCCGCCCGAGAAGCCAGCAGGUGGUGAGAAUACUCCCCUCGGGCCACACGAUGAGCAAGGUAAUAGUGUCACUGAUGGGUCUGUGGCCUUAGAAGGGUUUGGUUGGCUUGGGCAGAACGAUGGUGAACCAGGCGGGGAACCCGACAAACCGGACAUGUCUCACGGACUAUGGAUCACAUUAACACCGACAAGACUCAGUAGUUCUCCGUUUGUCGAUACAUUGCUUGUGCUAGUCGUUAGCCCUGUGAUCACACUGACAGUUGUUUAUACAAUGCUGUUGCUGCGGUCUCGGUACAGGCGGCGAAGAUGGAGGGCACCGAAGAGCAUUGUUGAUCAACUUCCCGUGCAUACAUAUCAACCACCAUCGGACCCACCAUCUCCAUCUGCCCCGCAGAAUAUUCCUUCUUCGCCGGAAAUUAAUAAGCCACAAAAUAGCGAAAAACUUACGCCCGGAUCACUGGUGGUUUCGUCAUUCCCAGAUACAAACCAAGCUUCUACCGCCUCUAGUUCUCACUUCCCACAACUAUCUCGAGUUUCUUCAGCCCCGCCGCCAACGAUCGCUGGCUCCCCGAGCGCAAAGCAAAAAGCAAAGUCACCAUAUUCACGACGGAAUAUGCGAAUCCUGCCUGGGUUCAAAUACUUCCCACCAUCCCCGGAAUGUGUCGUGUGCUUGGAAGAAUAUGUAGAAGGUGUAAGCCAGGUCAUGAGGUUGCCUUGUGGUCACGAAUUUCAUGUAAACUGCAUCACACCUUGGUUAACGACCCGAAGACGAACCUGCCCUGUCUGCAAAUGCGAUGUUGUCAAGGCGCUGGGUGGUGGUAACGGGUAUAGUACUACCAAUGGUGGCGAUGAGGAGAAUCAGGCGGAGGAGAGCGAUAGGCCAAUUGGUGGAGUGGAAGGAAGAGGGGGCAGAGGAGCAGAUCUUUGGUGGAGAACACUGCUAAGGGCUUUUGGAGUGGAUAUCAAUAGGCCUGAUGGUGACGUUGGCGAAACAACGCCAUUAAUUCAUGAUGAGGAUGAGAGGAGGAGGGAUUGA